This is a messenger RNA of Electrophorus electricus (electric eel), 1788 nucleotides long. RefSeq names its product tenomodulin (gene tnmd). The record is from RefSeq and is a predicted model, not a curated record. Gene Ontology annotation, biological process: negative regulation of angiogenesis; negative regulation of endothelial cell proliferation. Lineage: Eukaryota; Metazoa; Chordata; Actinopteri; Gymnotiformes; Gymnotidae.
GGUUCCCCUACGUUACCAGUGGAAUGACUUUUUCCUCUCAGACAGACAGAACUCUGCACUGCGUGGCCGAGGCUUUCUAGAGAUCUCCACUACUAUUAGCGGCGCCAUGGAAAAGAACCCUCCAUCCAUCAGGCAGCAGGCACUCUGUAAUGAUGUUGAGCUGGGAAAGGAGAAAAACCUUCAAUCCCGGAGUUACCAACGUGGUGCCCUGAUUCUGGGCCUGGUGUUCCUGGUGUUGGCUCUCUGCAUUUUUGGACUGAGAUACAUUUGGAACCCAAGCCCUGCGAAGGUGUACGACCAUGACUACAAAGCUAUGCUUGAUGGUGUGGAGAUAGAUAGCAUGAUGGAGAUAGACCCUGCCAAACGUCUGGAGAUCUUCAGAGUGGGUAAAGGCAGUGAUGAGGUCCUGGAGGUCCAUGAUUUCCAGAAUGGACUCACAGGUAUCAGGUUUGCCAAACACCACAGAUGCUACAUCCGAACUCAGACCAAGGAGCUGCCCAAGUUGGAUGAGCUGCAGAUGAAGGAAGCUGAGCUUGAGGUAGGACAGAAUGGUGAAGUGGAUGUGCAGGUGGUGGACUCUCAUGUGUGGAUCCCGGCUGAGUGGCCAAUCACUGACACAACAUUCCUGCUCAACUCCAAGAUCUGGGAGAUGUGCACGGAGCUGCCCAUCCACUGGAUCCAUCCAUCUCCUCUUAAAGAGGCUGAGUUCCAUGACAUGGAGGAUGUAGAGGAUAUGGAGGAUAUUGCGGAUACCCCAGAGACACACGCUAGAGGAGCACGGCAGACCAGGGACGUUAUGGACCAAUUGCCAGUAAACGACUAUACUGAAAUUGGACUUCAGCUGGACAGCACCCUUGACGAGCAGGGCUACUGCUGCCAGUACUGUCACCGCGGCUACCGCUUCUGCCGCCGCUACCACGAGCCCCUGCUCGGCUACUGGCCAUACCCGUACUGGUACCAGGGCGGCAGGGUCAUCUGUCAGAUCGUCAUGCCCUGCAACUGGUGGAUCGCACGGAUGCUGGGCAGGGUGUGAGAGAGAGCCAGAGACAAGACAACGUGGUGCUCUCAGGGGUACACAUGCACCAACCUGCAUACGUUUGUGGGGGUGUCGUGUGCAUUCAAAUGGUGCUUUUCUAAUUCAACCUUUACAGCACAGUAACCAUCAAAUCAUACAUGAUGGUUAUAGCAAACAAUAAGUAUAUUAUAUAACUUUGUGCAACAGACACUUGAGAAACAGCUGUUCCUUUGUUUUCCAUAACUUUAGUGUUUGGUGGAGGAAUAUAAAAGCUCUUUACUGGACUUCAAAUGAGAAGUCAUAUAGCAGAGUUGGUCAUCUGUUCCAUAAAUUAGUAGCCUGCAAUGGCUUCCACCAUCUAUUGGGCCCUUGAUUCAAUUUAUAGUCUAUUCUACUGUAUUUGGGUGAUAUUAUAAUAAACCUGUAUAGGUAAUAUGGAUUUGCAUAUAUUUUUAGUACUCGGCAUGUUUAGCAUUUCAACUUGUGUUUAUUUGUAGUACUGACACAAAACUAUCAUUUUUAUUUUUAAACACGUAUAAAAUUCACCAGACAAGAUUAAAUAAAAUACUAGAUUUUCUCACUGAACUUCGGAAGUCAGCCCUUUAAAAGUAGUUCUUUACAGCUGUGCUGAACUGCCGUGAACAUUGGCCACAGUGCUAUAUUUCCCUGACUUAUACAGCUCUAUAAUUGCAGACUUGGGGCUGCUUUCAAUCAGGGGGGUUUGGCCUAAGUAAAGGGUUGCUCCGUUAAUUACAUUUCUACAGUUUUAAAGU